AUGGCGGAAGGUCUUGCUGUUGUCGGAAUGGGUUGCAGGUUGCCUGGUGAGUCCAACUCGCCAGAACAGUUUUGGGACACAUUGAUGGCCCGUAAAGACUGUAUCGUGGACGUUCCUUGCACACGUUGGUCCCUCGAUGAAUGCUACGAUCCAGACCCUGAUGCUCGCGGCAAGUGCUAUGUGCGUCGAGGUGGAUUCAUGACAGGAGUACACGAGUUCGAUGCCAGCUACUUUGGCAUCGGAAGCGUUGAAGCAAAAUCCAUGGACCCACAACAGCGUGUGAUGAUGACCUGCGCAGCCGAGGCCUUGGCUGAUGCAGGCUACAGCAAACCCGAGUUGGUCGGCCGUAACGUUGGUGUGUUGAUCGGAAACUGUAACUCCGACUGGACCUCAUUGUAUGGCAACGAUGAUAUUAUGGUCUUUUCGGGAACAUCUGGCGCCAGUUCAGUGAUCAGCAACCGUAUCUCGUACUGCUUCGGUCUCGCGGGCACUUCACUCACAGUUGACACGGCCUGUUCCUCCACGCUCUUUGCGUUUGAUUUGGCGUUCAAGAAGCUGGUUCUUGGAGAAAUAGACGUGGCUCUUGUAGGUGGAGUUAACAUUAUGCUCUCUCCGCAGCUCUUCAUCGCGUUUUCCAAGGCACGCAUGCUUUCCAAGGACGGUAAGUGUAAGACCUUCGACGACUCCGCUGAUGGGUAUGUCCGCGGCGAAGGAGCGGCUGCCUUUGUGCUUAAGCCGUUCCAAGCGGCGACUACGUCUCAGGAUGCAAUUUACGCACUCAUUCGUGGAACCAGUACUAACCAUGUCGGCAAAUCGGCCUCUCUUACAGCACCCAAUGGCCCUGCGCAGGCCCAGAGCUACCGGGAUGCACUUGCCUGCGGUAACCUGCAGCCCCAAGACGUCACGUUCAUCGAGGCGCACGGCACUGGCACUGCCCUCGGAGAUCCUAUCGAAAUGAACGCACUGAAAUCCGUAUAUGGCCGACGACCCGACCAUAUCAUCGUUGGAGCCAGCAAGACCAACAUUGGACAUCUCGAAGGCUCUAGUGGCGCUGCCGGCGUACUUAAGGGGAUUCUUUGCCUCACUCACCAACACAUUCCACCCAAUCUACACUUCAGCAAGCUGAAUAAAUAUAUCGAGCUAGAUGACUUCCCUCUACUCCUGCCCUCCGACGACAUGCCCUACCCGCCAGCCACUACCUCCAACAAACGCAUGUGUGGUAUUUCAUCAUUCGGGUUCGGUGGCGCCAAUGCUCACGUCAUCCUGGAAGAAUGCCCCCCACACCUACUCAAGGACCGCAACCCUACCAGUAUCACAGCUAGACCGAAGGUCCUCUUCAUGUUCACCGGUCAAGGCUCCCAACACGUCAACAUGGGCCGAGCACUGUACGACGAAAAGAGCGAGUUCACCCGCACAUUCGAUCUCUGUGCCACUAAACUACUCACACUCAUCGGCGUCGACAUCCGUGCCAUCAUCUACCCAGAUCUCUGGCCUCAUAGUCACCCUGCUGGCGACCAUGCUGACGACUCCGACCCCGACGAUGCUACCGAAGGUCCUAGUGCAGGUCCUGAGGACGUGAACAACACGCGCUACGCUCAGCCGCUGUUGUUCGCCUUCGAGGUAUCCUUGGCCGCCUACUUUGAGAAGCUCGGCGUGGUUCCGGACAUGGUUUUGGGACAUUCAUUAGGUGAGUACGUGGGGGCGGUCGUAAGCAAGGUGAUGACGCUGGAAGAGGGCUUGACGCUAGUGGCGGCGCGGGCGAAAAUUAUGUCGGACACUCCGAAUGACUGUGGAGUCAUGCACGCCUGCCGCGCUGAUGUGGCUGAAGCACUCCGUUGCAUUGAACAAAUGAAGAAAGAUCGCACUAGCACCGAACCGGAAGUGCAGGUUGCGGUGGCGGCAAUAAAUGGGCCUAAGUCGUCGUCCUUUCCGGCGUUGGGCAUGGAGGGUCGUGGCAAACAGUUGGACGUGUCGCACGCAUUCCACUCUCCCCUGAUGACCCAGACGAUCGAGCCGUUCACCAAGGCUGUGGACCAGGUGGCCUUGGCUGACCCCAUGCCACAAACCGCCUUCAUCUCAACCGUGACGGGAGAGCGUGAGACUACCAAGCUGCUCGAAACCAAUUAUUGGACCCAGCACAUCACCAAACCCGUCCGCUUCCAUGACGCAAUCCGAUAUGCCGUGGACCAUGAGGGGGCUACCCUCCUCGUCGAACUCGGCCCUAAAGCCGUCCUUUGCGGCAUGGCAAGGCCUUGUCUCGCUAACUCACGACUUGAAACUCAACUUGUGUGGUGUCUCCAAGAAGUCGACGGACAACCUGCCCUCCACCGCAUACCCCAGAUGUUGGGCGUCGGAUCCGACUCUAAGAUUGCCUGGCAGAUGCGCCCCUACCACUGGAAGACCUGUUAUCACCCCGUCGUCGCCUACCAGAAGGUCGACCCCAAGACUGGCGAGACGCUCACACGCUGCUAUAUGCGCGACGAACUACGCCGCUACAUGCAACAUCACGCCGUACGCGGAGUACCCAUGAUCCCCGGUGUCGGCUUGGUCGAGCUCAUGGUAUCCGCCGCAGGCCUUAAGGCUCAUGGCGUCCACAACACACCCGGCACUGUUCAGACUGUAGACAACGUGCUCUUCGAAAAACCCUUCGUCGUUGAAGACUGGUCGGAGGAAAGCAAUAAGCAAGACGCAAAUCGUAAUGAAGCGGGUGCGCGCAUCCCCACCAUGCUGCUCAAAAUCGACACUCGUGGCAACCUCCUUGUUCAAAGCACCUUCACUGACGCAGAGGAAGAUGUCGAAGACCACUGCACAGCACGCAUCGGCGUCGAACUCAAACAAGAAGAGCUCGAUCAACUUGUCACCUGGCCGGAAGACUGGGCCGGCCCCUUCCCUUCAGACGCCGCCAAAACCGGAUACCUCGAAACCGCGCGCCUCUACGACGUCCUCGAUGACUUCGGCCUCAACUACGGAGAACGCUUCCGCACACUCCAGAGCGCCAAGGUCAAGCCGGACACACUGGACGAAGCCGUGGGCGUGCUCAAGACAAAGGCCUACGAGCUCUGGGACGCCAUGUUCCGUGUCUCACCCGCCCUUCUGGACGGCGCACUCCACCUAACCGCCGUCCUUGUCGCCCAGCAAAACGAACACAACGCCAAGGCCAUGAUCCCCUUCGCCAUCCAGAGAGUCUUCCUCUCCACCGCUGGCCCUACGGACCCACUCUACGCACAUCUUAAGAUCACUUCUCGCGAGGCCGAUCAGGUCACUGUCGAUGUGACGCUCUUCACUGAGGCCCGACGUUGUGUGUGUCUCCUGCAAAAGGUCACUCUCAAACAGAUCAGCAUCGAGAAACGCAUCGAGGUGCCUCGAGAUCUCCUCUACCGCACGACCUGGGACCUCCGCAACUUCCCCGAGCUUCAACGAACCGAGGAACAGGAAUUCGCCGUCCGCAUCGCACUGGUCACCAAACAACGCGCUCUCGCUGAGCACUCAUCGCCGAACAACGCGCUCUUCGAACACGAGGCGGAGGUUGUGGACGACAAGCUGAUCAACUCUGCUGUCUUCCACAUCGACCCCGUCAUCGAAGCGGGCGCGGACGUCGAUGCCGUGUCGCCCAAGACCCGUGAUGACGCCGUCGCUGCGAUCGAAGAUGUGGAGCUGGAACGGGAGAAACGCACCAUCGAGUAUGCCCUGGACCUGGCACAGCGCAUGAGCAACGCUGACAAGACAAACAGCUACAAGUUGCCCUUCCACUACUUCCUCACCAACCAGACGCAGGCCGUGAUGCCGAACCAGGACCUGAAGCAGAAGCCGGUCAACGCGUCACUUUGGGGUUUCUGGCGUUCGGCUAACCUGGAGCUGCUGCUAACGGGGAGCAAGUACAAGUUGUGCAUGGUAGAUGUGCACUCCACCGACGCUCUCGUCGAGUCCAUGAUGUUCAUUAUCCGCCGAGGAUUGGACGAACUACAGGUCGCCCUACGGAAACAGCCAGUCAAGAUCCGCGAAGAGGACUUGAUCAACGCCGGUGACAUGUCCCCUGUGAUGUCUCCUCACUCUAUCGGCUCUGGCUUCUCGCCGCGGAUGUCCCCCCCGCUGGGUUCCCCCACGGGCGCGAACGGGACGAGACCGAACACGGCCGCUGCCUCCGGGGCCCAGUCGCCAAUGGCCGUGGGCUCCCCAGGCGCAAUCAACUCCCCAGGCGCUAUGUCCAACCAAAGCGGCGGAUUCAAUUUGGUCGGGGAGCCGAACUUUGUGUUGGGUGAAAGUGAUGGGGCGCUGGAAAUGGUCUCCUAUGUCGCGCGCAUCAACCGCGUCAACCACAACGUCACUGGCUCCGUCGAGCUCCACAUGAGUUCCCGUGGCGCUAUCAGCAACCUCAGCCUGCGUCCGCAGGCCGAACGCGCUACCUGCCCGCCAGCCGGCUAUGUCGAGUGCCGCGUCCACGGUGUUGGCCUCAACUUCCGCGACGUCCUAAAUGUAAUGGGCCUCUACCCCGGUGACCCCGGCCCCCCGGGCGGCGACUUCGCUGGCAUCGUCAGCGCUGUUUCACCUGGGGUCGAGAACCUCCGAGUCGGAGACCGAGUUUUCGGUAUUGCGCCCGGCUGCCUGAAGACGUACGCCGUCACGGACCAGCAUCUGAUCAGCAAAAUGUCCCCCAGACUAAGUUUCGAGUCUGCGGCUGCCCUACCCGUGAUUGCGUCCACCGUCGAAUAUGCGCUCGAAGAUUGCGCACACGUGUGCGAAGGACAAAAAGUAAUCAUUCACGCCAUUACUGGCGGCGUAGGGCUCUCUGCCAUACAGCAUUGCCUGCGUAAGGGUGCUGUUCCCGUCGGCACAUGUUCUGAGCCGAAGAGAGCGGCGGCGAUUAAGCAUGGGGCGCGAUUUGUUUCGUCUUCGCGAGAUCCGGCCGCGUUCUUGAAGGAAACGGAGCAGUACCUCGGCAGCGGCGGAAAGGUUGACGUGGUUCUGAACUCGUUGAUUGGGGACUUCAUUCCGAACUCGCUGAAGCUCUUGAAGACUGGCGGUGUGUUUUUGGAGCUGGGCAAGCGCGACAUUUACAGCAAGGAGCAGAUGCUGGCUGAGCGCCCGGACGUGGAGUACCACACGAUCGCGAUCGACUGCAUGAUGGAGGAGGACCGCGUGUGGUUCAACUCGAUGUUGAAUCGCAUAACAGACCUUGUGGACGAAGGCAGUAUCAAGCCGCUUCCACUGCACGUGUUCCCGAUGACUCACAGCUCUCACGGUGGCUUGGCGGCGUUCCGGUUUAUGCAGCGAGCGAAGCAUAUCGGUAAGGUGGUGAUUUCGAUCCCUAGUUGUUCCACGCCUCCGCUUUCGAACGAGGAGAUCGUGUGCCGCGCGGAUAACGGCUAUGACCCACUUAGUCUGUCAACGGCCGUGGAGCGGAGUCAAGUGCGGCCAGGCAGCAGCAUGAAGGGUGGUGUACGUCGCCGCAGUUUGACAAAGACAAAUGUCAAGCGGCCGGGCGCGUAUGUUAUUACAGGCGGUACCGGAGCCUUGGGUCUAUUAGUAGCCAAUUAUUUGGUGACGGAGGGCGCGGAACGCAUUGUCUUGCUCUCACGUUCUGGUUUGACUGACAAGUUGCGGGAGAACGCUGAGUUUGCGAAGCUGCAGGAAACCUCAGUCUGCGUAGAUGUGAUGGGGUGCGACGUGAGCAAUUAUGACUCGGUCUUGGGAACUCUGGAAGUUAUUAUGAGGACGCACGAAGUACAUGGACUCUUCCACCUGGCGGGUCUGCUGAUGGACGUGAGUCUGACCGAGCAAACCCCGGAGACUUUGUCGAAGGUGUUGGACGCGAAAGCUUUUGUCGGGCUGGAACUUGCAUCGGGGCUCUUCAGCAUUUCCGCGAGCAUGGACUGCCGGCGGUUGGCGACGAGGAAGAGAGGUUGA
This is a messenger RNA of Gregarina niphandrodes, 5904 nucleotides long. Its product is annotated as putative polyketide synthase. Lineage: Eukaryota; Apicomplexa; Conoidasida; Eugregarinorida; Gregarinidae. Gene Ontology annotation, biological process: fatty acid biosynthetic process. The record is from RefSeq and is a predicted model, not a curated record. The transcript has 3 exons. Gene Ontology annotation, molecular function: fatty acid synthase activity; oxidoreductase activity; 3-oxoacyl-[acyl-carrier-protein] synthase activity. Bases 1 to 5904 code for a protein of 1967 amino acids.